This is a messenger RNA of Microplitis demolitor, 1725 nucleotides long. RefSeq names its product juvenile hormone esterase-like. The record is from RefSeq and is a predicted model, not a curated record. Bases 1 to 1629 code for a protein of 542 amino acids. The transcript has 8 exons. Lineage: Eukaryota; Metazoa; Arthropoda; Insecta; Hymenoptera; Braconidae.
AUGAUACUUACAAGUGUAAUUGAAACAGAGAAAGGACCCGUACAAGGUGAAAUUUUAGUUUCUGUAAAUAAAAAAAUUAAAUUUUCAUCAUUUCGUGGAAUACCAUACGGAAAACCACCAAUCGGAAUUAAUCGAUUUAAGCCAGCACAAGAAGCUGAAGCAUGGGAAGAUGUUUUCCAAGCAACUACCGAAGCAACUCCAUGUCCUCAAAUAGAUGACUCUAUUAGCAAAGAAGUAAUUGGCGAAGAAGAUUGUUUGAGUUUAAAUGUUUACACGCCGCAAACAAAUUUUUCUAGUUAUAAUGAAAGUUUACCAGUAAUGGUAUGGAUUCACGGUGGUCUCUUCAAACAGGGCUCAUCGAGUAUUAAAAAAUUUGGUCCCGACAAUCUUAUUGAAAAUGAAGUUGUGGUUGUGGUAAUGAACUACCGUCUUGGUGCCUUGGGUUUUCUAUCACUGAAUCUCUCAGAUGCCAGUGGCAAUGCCGGACUUAAAGAUCAAGUUCUUGCACUCAAAUGGGUGCAGAAAAAUAUAAAAUAUUUUGGCGGAGAUUCAAAAAGUGUAACUAUUUUUGGAGAGAGCACUGGUGCAGCUGCCAUUGAUUUUCAUAUCCUUUCUGAAUCUUCACGAGAUCUUUUCCAUCGAUCUAUUUGCAUGAGUGGGUCAUCAUUAUGUUUUUGGGGCUUUGCUACUUCGUCUCAAAAUGAAUUUUAUGCUUACCAACUUGCCAAACAUCUAGGUUACACAGUCAAUGAUAAGACAGAACUCCUUGGAAUGCUAAAAAAAGAAUCCGCUGAAAAUAUUGUCAAAGCGACUGAAAAAAUGACUUCUUUAAAUUUCCGACCUUUUAAGCCAGUAAUUGAAGAUAAAAAUAUUGCUGGUGACAAUGCAUUCAUAACGAAAUGUUUCGUUGAGAAUUUUAAAACUGGUCAGUUCAAUCGAGUACCUCACAUGGCAGGAUUUAUGUCGCAAGAAAUUCUACUUUUCCUAAAACCUCUGAUACAAUUAAAAGACGGUGUUAAAAAAAUACAUACUACGACUGGAGUAAUUGCUGCAGACGUUCCUACUAAUUUAAUUCAAACUCUUUCAAAUAUUUCUGGUGGACUACCCGAAAAUAUAUUCAGCGAUAUUAUUGAUGAUGCAAUCGAUCAAAUAAUUCGAAAUCUUUCUGAUGCUUAUUAUAUCAGUGCAAUAGAUAGUAAGCAACAGUUAAUGCAUAAAUAUGUUCCAGUCUACUAUUAUCGUAAUUCCAUUAUUUCUAGUACAUCUAGACAUAAAUCGUUGUUUGGAAUCACAAUUGAUGGUUCUGCUCAUGGUGAUGAUUUGGCAUAUAUAUGGUACUUUUCAGACAUUAAAUAUCCAACUGAUCCUCAAGAUCCAUUCAAUAUUAAUCGAGAUAAGUUAGUAAGAAUGUGGACUAAUUUUGCUAAAUAUUCAAAUCCUACACCUCUGGGAACUAAAGAUCAGAUUUUGAAUGUCACUUGGACAGUGUCAGGGCCCGAAGGAUAUCAUCUUGAAAUAAGUCAGGAUAAUUUAGCAAUGGGUCCAAGACCAACUGAUGAAAAUGUCAAGAAAUUUCAACCAGAACAUCUUUCAUCUUUAAAAAAAAUCACCGAUUGUCCUUAUAAUUAAUAAUUAAUUUAUAAAUAACUCAUGAUAUUAAACAGACAAAUGAUUUACAUGAAUGGAUAAAAUUUUUAUCAACUCCUCGAGUCAAAAUUAAAAAGG